AUGUCAGAUUCAUCAUCAGAUGAGGAUGAAACAGUGCAGCAGGCUCUGGCUGAUAGCACUAGCGAUGAGGCAACAUUUAAAGAACUGGGUGUGGUUGAUGUUCUUUGUGAAGCAUGUACACGAUUAGAUUGGAAAAGGCCUACAAAAGUUCAGAUUGCAGCAUUGCCGCAUGCACUUAAAGGACGUGAUAUAAUUGGUCUGGCUGAGACAGGGUCGGGCAAAACUGCUGCAUUUGCAAUACCGAUAUUACAGGCUUUACUUGAAACCCCACAAAAAUUGUUUGCUCUCGUACUUACUCCAACAAGAGAGUUAGCUUUUCAAAUUGGCGAGCAGUUUGAGGCAUUAGGAGUUUCUAUUGGAAUUCUCAUUGCCGUGAUUGUUGGCGGGAUUGAUAUGGUGACGCAAGCUUUAGCUCUUGCGAAGCGACCUCAUAUUAUUGUCGCUACUCCUGGUCGUCUGGUUGAUCAUUUGGAGAACACCAAAGGUUUCAAUUUGAGGGCACUGAAGUAUUUAGUGAUGGAUGAGGCUGAUCGAAUUCUAAAUAUGGAUUUUGAGGUAGAAGUGGAAAAAAUUUUAAAAGCCAUCCCAAAUGAUCGAAGAACAUAUCUGUACUCAGCAACAAUGACUAAAAAGGUUGCUAAACUAGAACGGGCUUCACUAAACGAUCCAAUCAGAAUAGAAGUCAACUCCAAGUAUCAGACUGUUGAUAAAUUGAAACAGCAUUAUAUUUUCAUCCCUUAUAAAUAUAAAGAAGCGUAUCUGGUUUAUGUUUUAAAUGAAAUGGCAGGACAAACAGCUAUAGUAUUUUGUGCUACAUGCGCUUCAGUUUUAAGACUUGCAUUAAUGCUACGGAAGCUCGGUUUUGGAGCAGUCCCUUUGUAUGGCCAAAUGAGUCAGGCAAAACGACUAGGUUCUUUGAACAAAUUUAAAAGUAAAGUGUCUACUAUCCUUGUUUGUACAGAUGUCGCAUCUAGAGGUCUUGACAUACCUCAUGUUGAUGCAGUUCUUAACUACGAUGUCCCUACGCAGUCCAAAGAUUACGUUCAUCGUGUUGGUCGUACUGCUCGAGCUGGUCGAUCUGGCAUUGCCGUGACAUUUGUUACUCAAUACGAUAUUGAAAUGUAUCAGAAAAUUGAACGCUUCAUUGGCAAAAAGCUUCCGUUAUUUGAAACAGUGGAAAAUGAUGUAAUGCUUUUCAUAGAAAGAGUAAAUGAUGCGCAAAAGUUGGCAAAACAGGAAAUGAAAGAAAUGGAAGAAAAAAAGCGUAAGAAAAAGAAAAGCUUCGAUGACGACGAUGCUGAAGUAAAUGAUGCAGAUGACACUUCCUAUAGGAAAAAAUUUAAAAGAAAGCAAAGAAAUGAUCACUUAAAAAAGAAAAAAAUAAAACUAUAA
This is a messenger RNA of Thelazia callipaeda (thelaziosis nematode), 1392 nucleotides long. Lineage: Eukaryota; Metazoa; Nematoda; Chromadorea; Rhabditida; Thelaziidae. The record is from the annotation of a GenBank genome assembly.